This is a messenger RNA of Stomoxys calcitrans (stable fly), 1225 nucleotides long. It is a transcript of the gene sicily, whose product is annotated as NADH dehydrogenase (ubiquinone) complex I, assembly factor 6 homolog. Bases 68 to 1027 code for a protein of 319 amino acids. Gene Ontology annotation, cellular component: mitochondrion. Gene Ontology annotation, biological process: mitochondrial respiratory chain complex I assembly; biosynthetic process. The transcript is spliced from 6 exons. The record is from RefSeq and is a predicted model, not a curated record. NCBI's taxonomy places the organism in Eukaryota, Metazoa, Arthropoda, Insecta, Diptera, Muscidae.
CAGCUGAUAUUUGUUGUUCCACCAAAAGUAAACAAACCAUUUUAAUUCAUUCGCAACAGAGGGAAAUAUGAAGACAAUUUUACCCAGACAGCAAACAAUUUCUUUAAGAAAUUUACAAAAUAUUUUACAACAACAACAGAGGCAAAAACAUAGCAAUGAAAGUACAACAAAAAAGGAAGUAUCUGCCGUAAAAUAUUGCAUGAAUUUAGUGGAAAAAAAUGAUCAUGAAAACUAUCUAUGCACUUUACUAUUGGACAAUGCACAUCGUAGACAUGCCUUUGCUUUGAGGGCAUUCAAUGUUGAGGUGGCAAAAUGUUCAUCAAACGUUUCCGAGGACCAUAUAGCAAAAAUGCGUUUAAAGUUUUGGUAUGAUUCCAUUGAAAAGUGUUAUGGCAAGGAAAAGUCGUAUGUUGCUGAUCAACCGGUGCUGAGGGAGUUGAAAAGUACCAUCGAUACCUAUCAGCUCAACAAAGUCUAUCUGAAACGUCUAGUCAAUGCUCGUGAUCGUGCGCCAAAUGAACCCUUCAUAACCAUAAAAGACAUGGAAACAUAUGGUGAACAAACCUAUUCCUCCUUAUUGUACCUUCUAAUACAAUUGACUGGUGUCAAAGACAUGAAUGUGGAUCAUGCUGCCUCCCAUCUGGGCAAGGCUCAAGGCAUUGUCACAUUACUGCGUGCAAUACCUUACACCAAACGUAGCCAAGCUUUAAAUAUACCACAAGAGGUUUUAAUUAAGAAUGGUGUUAGUCAAGAGCGAGUGCUAAGGGCCACAGCAAAUGAUAAAGGUGUGGAAGACUGCAUAUUUGAAGUGGCUACGGCGGCACAUCAACAUUUAGAAAUGGCCCGUGAUCUUACCGAUAAAGUACCCAAACUAGUAAGAAAACUCUUCCUGCCUGCCGUAGCUGUUGAACGUUAUUUGGAACGCUUAAGACAAGCCAAUUUCAGUCUUACACAUCAGUCAUGCCUCCAACGUGAUUCCAUGUUGCCAUUUUCUCUGUAUCUUAAGAAUUUGCGAGGUAAAUUUUAAGGUGUUUCUAAAAGUUCUGCUGGAACAAAACGAUAAUUCUUGGAAAGAUCACGACAGCUUUCCGCCACUAUAUAGUUAAUGAUGUUACAAAUCCCUCUAAGUUAUAAGAAAAAAAAUACCAAAAUAACAUGCCAAACAAAAUGAAAAGAAGCUGUAAUAAACUCACAAGCCUUCGUUUUUGGUUGGCUUUUCCUUUGA